AUGAAGAUCGCAAGCUUCCUCGCGUUGAGCGCCUGUGCUCUGGCCCUUCCCACGGGCGACGAGCCGCGCAGCAAGAGCGCCCAAGACGUCGGCCAGGCUGCCGACGCAGCCGCUUAUCCUCCCUCCUAUGGGCCUCCCUAUGGCGAAUCUCCUUAUGGAGCGUGGAAGCGCGAAGUUUCCGAGGAGGAACAUGGCCCUGGCGGUCAUGGCGGCCACGGUGGUCAUGGAGACCAUGGAGGUCACAAAGGCCAUGAAGGUCAUGAAGGUCAUGGCUAUGGAGACCGCGACGGCUAUGGUGGCUACCGCGGGGGCUGGAAGAGAGGCGAGGGAGAUGGCGAAGGCGAGGAGAACGGUGAGGGUUAUAACGGCUCUCACCAUGAAGGCCACCAGAGCCGUGAUGACCCCCAUAUCUACGGCGGCCAUGGUGAUCCCCACAUUCUUCCCGGCUACGGACGUCCUGGUCCUUAUGGUGGGCCUGGAGGAGCCUGGAGAAGACAAAAUGAUGACGGUGAGGGCGAGAAGGGGCGUGAAGGCGAGGAGGGCGAGGAAGGUAAGAACGGUGAGAAAGAUGGUAAGGGUCGCCUUGAAGACCAUCAGAGCCGCGAUGAUCCCCAUCAUGGUCAUGGUGGUGGCCAUGGUGGACACUGGAAGAAAGACCAGAACCAGGAGAGCCACGGACCUGGCCACAACGGCAGCAACGGAAGCAAUGGCCACAACAGCCACAACGGCAACCACGGUUACUAA
Aspergillus candidus is the source of this 744-nucleotide messenger RNA. RefSeq lists its product as uncharacterized. The record is from RefSeq and is a predicted model, not a curated record. Bases 1 to 744 code for a protein of 247 amino acids. The transcript has 2 exons. NCBI's taxonomy places the organism in Eukaryota, Fungi, Ascomycota, Eurotiomycetes, Eurotiales, Aspergillaceae.